Rhinocladiella mackenziei CBS 650.93 is the source of this 1665-nucleotide messenger RNA. RefSeq lists its product as uncharacterized. Gene Ontology annotation, molecular function: transcription cis-regulatory region binding; zinc ion binding; DNA-binding transcription factor activity, RNA polymerase II-specific. The transcript is spliced from 2 exons. The record is from RefSeq and is a predicted model, not a curated record. Gene Ontology annotation, cellular component: nucleus. Bases 1 to 1665 code for a protein of 554 amino acids. Gene Ontology annotation, biological process: positive regulation of transcription by RNA polymerase II. NCBI's taxonomy places the organism in Eukaryota, Fungi, Ascomycota, Eurotiomycetes, Chaetothyriales, Herpotrichiellaceae.
AUGGCGACGCAGACACAUCAAACGUCUGUGGACCCUAUGUGGCUGGAUCUUCGCCGCCGAUCCAAAGGUGGGUGUAUCGAUUGCAAAAUAGCCAAAGUUCGAUGCGAUGAGAUCCGCCCUUCAUGUGGUACUUGUGCACGUCGACAACGUCGUUGUCGAGGAUACCCCCCUCUCGCUAAUGCAGGACCCCAUUCUAAGGAGAGGCAACAAAGGUUCAUAUCGUAUGUCCCAACAAACGCGAGAAGAAAGCGAACCCUGGAGAACUCGAAUGCGCGACUGGAUGCGCAGACUCCGACGUCGCCAGCUGCAAGUAUCGAGACUAUUGCGGAAGAAAGGGACAGAUCCUUGUCCGUCAGCUCCGCCAUCAGCGUUCAAAGGGAGAUCGAACCGGCUUCAAAUCAGCUUGAAGUACCUGGGCUGCCAGUAUCUACGGCUACGGGCCUGACCAUCUCCUGCGAGUCGAUUCCAUCUCUUCCUCCCAUAUCCCGAUCAAUUCCGACGAUACCGCCUGGUACUAUUCCAGCAGACGAUGCAGAAACCAUCAGUGUGUACUUUAAUAGGCAUCCGUUUGAACAAGUCAUCAGCUUAGAGUUCGUUGACGAGAUGAACGCCUCGGUCUUGGUAGUACUUCAAGACAGUCCCCAGGCGGUUGGAGACGCCCUCUGCUCUAUUGGAUCUGUCUACCUCGAAGAAGAUAGCCAAGGUUCAUUACUCCCACUCGCUCUCGUCAGGCGUGCGAGAACUCUGGCCACUUUAAAAGCUAAGGAUCCGAGCCGUGAGUUAGAGCAAAUGCUUCUCAUGUCAUUAGCACUAGGUGCGAUGGAGGGUAUCGACACAAGAUGUAAACCUCACGAGCGUACAUCCUCCAUUUUAAUCGCUUACGCCGCAUCAAUUAUCAACAAGUACAUUGGGUCAGGCCUCGUCCUGAGCUCACUGGCCAAAUAUUUUAUUCGUGCCCUCGCCCGACAUGAUAUGGUCAUGUCAUUAAGCCGUCUACGCCGGAAUUCAAUCAAAACGGAAACAUGGCUUGAUGAGACCGCCAAUUCUCCUGAUCGAUUCAUGGGGUACACCACCACGCUAAUGCCGCUUCUGGAAGAAUUGUGUGGCCUUGCGGAGGAUAUCCGCCACAAUGCAGAGCCUGGUCGGGCCAUCACCUAUGGACCAGAGGAUGCUACGUCGAUAUUGCCCUCGAUAACACGGAAGGUCAACAAUUUACGCUCUCGGAUUCAAUCCUGGAGAUGGGUUUUCGACCAUAGUGUAUCUGCGAAGCCGUCAGGACGACUAAUGGCCCACGCUCAUGCAUACCGCGCCGCUGCUUUACUCAUGCUAUUUCGGCUGCUACAUCCCGCCGGAAGCUCGGUAGAAAGCGACCGAGAAGCCUUUGAGAUGGCUUGUGAAGUUAUGGUGCACUUGAAGGGCCCUCCAGAGGAAUUGAGGCUUUCAACCUGGCCUGCGCUGAUCGCUAGUUGUGAACUAGAGAGUGAAGAGGACCGGGCGGUCGCAAUCAACGUCUUCCGUAGUAUAUACAGCGUACGGAAGACCGGUACAUCACUGCAGACCAUGAAAUUCGUGAUGGAGAGGGUCUGGAGAGCAAGAAAUGAAGGACACGACUGGGAUUGGAUGACCCUGAGCCAAAAAUUCACCGGGGAAUGCGUACCGAUCUGA